Molecule: messenger RNA, 2108 nt
Organism: Oldenlandia corymbosa var. corymbosa
Lineage: Eukaryota; Viridiplantae; Streptophyta; Magnoliopsida; Gentianales; Rubiaceae
Source: the annotation of a GenBank genome assembly
CACAUGAGUGGUCAAUCUGGAAAUAGUGUGGCACUAUAGGGAAUAUCAACAAAGUAAGAGGGGCUGAUUGAAAUUAAAUCUGAAAUUUAUUCAGUCGUUUUAACGAUGCAUCCAACAAGACAGAUUUCACUCCACAGGAGUCGGAGCUCCGGAACCGGCCCCCGUCGAUGAGACAGAUUAUGAAUUUUGGGCAUUCUAUUCAUUGCGCCAUCUCCCUCUGUUGAUUGGCUUUCUUCAACGUAGGGUCAAUCGUUCAGAAUCAUGGAAACUACAACUUCUUUGCUCUGCUCAAGCUCAAAGGUCAAGCCUUUUAACUUCACCCGUAACUUUUUGUUUCCUUCUUCUCUCAGACAAUCCAACAAACACCUGGAAUGCAAAUUCUCUUCAAGCUUUUCACCUGCCCAAUCAACACUCAAGAAUCGUUCCAACAUCCCACUCGGAUAUCCCUUAUUUUAUUCUACCCGAAAAUGCAGCUUUAGCUUCGGUUCAAACUCCAACACUGUUAUAACUAGAUUAUCCCCGGUUCAAUGUGCAUCUUCUUCAUUUUCAAACCAUUCAUUGCGGGAAGCCUUCAAGAACCUUUCUUUGGAAGGUUUAAAGUCGGCCCUUUUGAGUUUAACCCCUUAUGAUGUGUGCAAAUGGGCCUUGUUGCUCUCUAUUGUCGUCGCAGCAUCAAAGUGGACUCUGAAUGCACUAUUCAGCCCGUUCUUGUGGAUGUAUUUCAGCUGGACAUGGCUGUUCUGGCCUUGGACGGGGGCGAUUUUUGUUGCAACUUAUGGUCUUUAUUGCCUCAGCAAGCAUUUACAGGGCACUGCUAAUGCAUUUCAGCAACUUGCCAUUGUUACAGCAGCUUUUACUUGGCUCACUCUAGUUCCACCUGCACAUUUUAAUGGUUUUCUUGAAGGAUGGCCUGUUGUUUUCUUCUUUGUGUACCAUUACUUCUUUUUCUUUAACGUUAAUGUUAGGAAGAGAUUAUAUGGUGAUUAUUACCCUAGGGAGCAUGAUCCGGUUUGGGAUAUUAGCCUUCCCAAUUGGCAGAAACUUUUGUUCUGUGUUGGGGUCAUGAUUGGGCAUUGGCUCGCGGCGUUUGAAGGCCCGGAAUUGCAUCUUAUUCCGGGUGGCUUCGUGGUUAAUUUGGGGAUAUGGGCUUUGAUCAUGAUGACAUUGUUUAUGCAGUACCAUUCGACUCUGUAUUUGGCAAAGUAUUCAGAGAAGGUGGUGGUACCUACAGGGGUUGUGCAGUUUGGACCUUAUAGGUUCGUCCGGCACCCGAUUUAUGCAUCCACCAUGCUCUUGUUUGUGACCUACUUUGCUGCACUUCGAGCGCCAUUGAGUGCAUUGUUUGUUGUUGCUGUUUGCAUUCUGUAUUAUGGUCGAAAGGCCAAUUUAGAGGAAGUCAUGAUGGUCAAGAGGUUUGGGCAGAUGUAUAACGAAUACUCGAGUAAAGUUCGGUACAAGCUGAUUCCCUUUGUGUACUAGAUUUUUGAACUCCUGCAGAUUUUGUAUGUUAGGAAACUUGAGAACAUUAAUGCGACUGCCGAGUUUCAAGUUAUUUUGUUGUUUUUCAGUAGUCUAUCCAUAUAUGAGCUUGUUAGUUAUUUAAUCAAAUAUAUCUCUGGAGUGAGCAGGUUUUUCAGUGUUUCUAUGAUUAUUUUUCAACCUUCCACAUGCCAAUGAGGCAUACACCUUGCAGUCUUCUGCUAAAGUAUAUUUUCAUAUUAUUUGGCAUGGAAUUGGGCGGCAUACUCAGUUAUCAAGUUAUUUUCUCAGUGUUUCAUUUGCCAACACUCAAUUACUUCAUGUAUGAGAUUUAUGGAAAUUGGCAUUUUGAACUUGCAUGAAAUUUCUGAUGAGCGUGAUUAGGCAGAAAGUCCAUCAGUCUAGAAAAACUGGUGAGCUUUUCUAGGACAAAUUUUGAAGUAGUUGUGGUUUCUAGCAUGUAACAGAGUUAUAAGAUGGCCGCAUUCAGUCAUCGGAUGCAACCCCUUCAUGAAGAGGGGAAAAAAGGACCAAUUUCACCAGUAAUUUAGAGGUGGAAUUUACAACUUGUCUGUCUGCUAAUAUUACCUCUAGUAUGCGAUUCUAAUCUCUUAGAUGGAAGUUUAUUG